CGGGACCGACUGCCUUAGGGGGAGUUCUAAUACAGGCAGACAUGGAAGGAAAGGAAAGACCCUUGCGAUUUGARAGCCGAACUCUCUGUACGACGGAGAGGAACUACUCUCAGUUCAAGAGGGAGACCCUUGCUGUCCUUCACUGUCUGCGAAUCUUCCGGAACUAUAUCUUCGGCAGGAGGUUCAUUUUGAGAGUGGAUCCGACCGCCCUGGCCUACUCUCUAAGGAAUUACGUUCCAUCGGAUCCAACGGUUGCCAGAUGGCUGACGUACAUCUGGAUGUUCAAUUUUGAGUUGGAACGGAUUCCUGGCAGCAAGAACCGGGCGGACGGGCUAAGUCGGAUUAACUGGGAUAGACAGGAAGGGGAAGCGGUGGAGAAUACACCCCCAGUUGAUGGAUUUCUGGAUCAGGAAGAAGAUGUUCGUCUCCAUAUCAAUAAGUGGUCGCCGCGAGUGCCCAGCUGUGUAGGCUAUCCUAUCUGGCGAGCGCCGAAUGGAUAUGAGAGGGGGACCGAGUUAGUCCUCAAACCUUUUAAGGAAGAGGAUCCCUGGGGCGGUAAGGAUGUUCAGUGGAUGAUGGAGCUAGCGCUGGCCAGCUCGCACAGCCUGGUGGAGGAUAUGAGAACGAUUGAAGAAGGACCUGGCCAGGUUGAACGGCAUGAGGACCUGACAGGAGGAAUGUAUCUCCUCGUUAAUACGUUAUUGCAGGAAAGCCUAGACCAGUCAGACUCGUUGAACCCGGCAGAGGAUGUGAACGAAGUGCCCGAGAGCCAGGACGACGAGUUCGAGGAAGGGGAAGUUAAGGAGGCAUUUCGUGCAGAGGAGUACGACGGGAUCUACCUAGAACUGGGGCUUCUUCUGUCAUGUGAAAUACGACUUAGGGAUGCAAGCGAUAGAGCUCAUAGGAUGAUGCAGUGGUAUCUAGUGCGAGACGGCCACCUUUUCGUGAGAAGAGAAGUGAGAAAUCCUAGGAGAGUCGUCUGCGGUAGGAAUCGUCAGAUCGACGUCAUAGCUGCGCUUCAUGAUGGCAUUGCGGGAGGGCACCGAGGGAUACAAGCUACGUAUGCUAAGAUAAGCGAGCUCUACUAUUGGGAUGGAAUGAUGGACAUGGUCGGGAAGUUCUGCCGAUC
Molecule: messenger RNA, 1129 nt
Organism: Chara braunii
Lineage: Eukaryota; Viridiplantae; Streptophyta; Charophyceae; Charales; Characeae
Source: the annotation of a GenBank genome assembly